AUGGCAAGUAUGAAGUUAAAGACGUUACAGCAUGCACUUGAAGAUAUUAAAACAUUUGAAAACCCAAAAAUUGAACUAGAACAAUAUACUACAUCGUCCCAUAUUGCAGCUUGUAUUCUACAUACAGCCCAAUUUGUAUAUAACGACAUUAGUGGUAAAUGUGUAGCUGAUUUAGGAUGUGGUUCAGGAGUGUUGGUUAUUGGUGCCGCUUUGUUAGGUGCCCAAUAUUGUGCAGGUUUUGAUACAGAUGCAUCUGCUAUUUCCCUGAGUGUGGAAAAUGCUGCUGAUCGUGAUGUCUUAGGCAAAUGUGAUUUUAUUUUAUGUGAUGUAAAAAAUAUUGAUAAAAACAUGCAACUUAAAGCAUUUGAUACUGUCAUAAUGAAUCCACCGUUUGGAACGAGAGAAAGGGGAGCCGAUGAAAUAUUCUUAAAAAUGGCUUUAAGUCUUGCUACUAAAGCUGUAUAUUCACUCCAUAAAACAAGCACGAGAAAACAUAUUAUAUCCAUGGCAAAAAAAUUGGGUGUAAAUGCCAAGGUUAUUGCAGAGUUAAGAUUUAAUCUACCAGCUUCUUAUAAGUUUUAUAGACAAGAUUCUGUUGACGUGAAAGUUGAUUUAAUACGUUUUUUACUACCAUUACCAGUUAAUAAUCUCUUAACUAAUUUUGUAUAA
This is a messenger RNA of Macrosiphum euphorbiae (potato aphid), 669 nucleotides long. The record is from the annotation of a GenBank genome assembly. NCBI's taxonomy places the organism in Eukaryota, Metazoa, Arthropoda, Insecta, Hemiptera, Aphididae.